Molecule: messenger RNA, 2140 nt
Organism: Drosophila elegans
Lineage: Eukaryota; Metazoa; Arthropoda; Insecta; Diptera; Drosophilidae
Gene: ApepP
Product: xaa-Pro aminopeptidase ApepP
Exons: 2
Coding region: 129-1973 (614 amino acids)
Molecular function (GO): metalloaminopeptidase activity
Source: RefSeq, a predicted model, not a curated record
UGCCCAGUGAUAAGUUGCAGAACUUAAUGUGUCAUUGCAGAAAGAUUAAAAAAAGUAGGCGGCCAUAAAAUAAAUUGCACCCUGUAGUUUAAACAAUAGUUUGACAGCCGCUUUAUUUUCCAGUGACGAUGAAGCGGAGCACCACCCAGAUUCUGGCCAGGCUGAGGGAGCUGAUGUUGCGGGCCCAGCCGGGCGAUUCCGGCUGCAUAGCGGCGUACAUAGUGCCCUCGGAUGACGCCCACCAGUCGGAGUACCAGUGCCAGCAUGACGAGCGGCGCUCCUUUGUCAGCGGAUUCGAUGGAUCCGCGGGCACGGCGGUGGUUACCACCGAUUCCGCCCUGCUCUGGACCGACGGACGGUACUAUCAGCAGGCGGAGAAGCAGUUGGACUCCAAUUGGGUGCUCAUGAAGGACGGGCUGACCACCACGCCCUCGAUUGGCGCCUGGCUGGCCAAGAAUCUGCCCCGGGGCAGCUCAGUGGGCGUGGAUCCACGGCUGCUCUCGUUCCGCGUCUGGAAACCCAUCGAAACGGAGCUCAACGCCGCCGAAUGCCAACUGGUGCCCAUUGAGAGGAACCUCAUCGACGAGGUCUGGGGUGCGGAUCAGCCGGCGCAGACUUCCAACCCGAUUAUCACCCUGAAACUGGAGCAUUCCGGCGUGACCAUCGCCAAGAAGUGGGAGGUGGUGCGCAAGCAGCUCAAGGACAAGAAUGUGGAUGCACUGGUGGUCAGUGCGCUCGACGAAAUCGCUUGGUUCUUGAACCUUCGCGGCUCCGAUAUCGACUUUAACCCCGUGUUCUUCGCCUACUUGAUUGUGACCAGCGAUGAGCUACUGCUCUGUGUGGACUCCAGCAAACUACCCUCGGACUUUGCCCAGCAUCAAACGGAGAACAAUGUGAGGAUCACCAUUCUGCCCUACGCCUCGAUUGGCUUGGAAAUCAGCAAGAUUGUGUCGACCAAGGAGUCGAAGAUCUGGAUUGCGCCGACCAGCAGCUACUAUCUAACUGCCCUGAUACCCAAGUCACGUCGCUUCCAGGAGGUCACGCCCGUCUGCGUGCUAAAGGCCAUUAAAAACGACGUGGAGAUCGAGGGCUUUGUCAACAGCCACAUUCGCGAUGGCGUUGCUCUGUGCCAGUACUUCGCCUGGCUGGAGGAUCAGGUGAAGAGAGGUGUGCAAGUGGACGAGAUGUCUGGUUCCGAUAAGCUGGAAUCCUUCCGUGCCUCGAAGGACAAGUACAUGGGCCUAAGCUUCACCACAAUCAGUGCUUCAGGGCCGAAUGGCUCUGUUAUCCACUAUCACCCGAAGGAGGAGACCAACAGGAAGAUCAACGACACGGAAAUCUAUCUGUGCGAUUCGGGGGCUCAGUAUUUGGACGGCACCACGGAUGUGACGAGGACCCUGCACUUUGGCGAACCCACCGACUUCCAGCGGGAAGCCUACACUCGUGUGUUGAAGGGCCAACUGAGCUUUGGCUCCACCGUCUUCCCGGCCAAGGUCAAGGGUCAGGUGCUGGACACCCUGGCGAGGAAGGCCCUUUGGGACGUGGGUCUGGACUACGGCCAUGGCACUGGCCACGGAGUGGGUCACUUCCUGAACGUUCACGAAGGUCCCAUGGGCGUGGGAAUUCGCCUGAUGCCCGACGAUCCCGGUCUCCAGGCAAACAUGUUCAUUUCCAAUGAGCCUGGCUUCUACCAGGAUGGCGAAUUUGGCAUUCGUGUCGAGGAUAUUGUUCAAAUCGUGCCCGCCGCCCAUGUGGCUCACAAUUUUGCCAACCGUGGCGCCCUGACUUUCAAGACAAUCACCAUGUGCCCGAAGCAAACUAAAAUGAUCAAAAAGGAGCUGCUAUCGGAGGUGGAAGUGAAGCUGCUCAACAGCUACCAUCAGCAAGUCUGGGAGACGCUGUCACCGAUCUUGUCGCGCGAAGGAGACGAGUUUACUCUAGCCUGGCUCAAGAAGGAAGUUCAGCCAAUUUAAUUGCUUCCUUAACCCGUUCUUAUCCAAUUAUGCUGUCAAAAUACUCUUUUCUUGAGACUACUGCACUAUUACAACUGCUUUUACAUAUCUUAUUUGUGCGGAGACAAUCAGUCUGACUGAUUACUUUCUACCUUAAAAUAUUAAUUAAUAAACGCAUUUGAAACUCA